AUGGCUAUGGGUGGCUUGAUUUCGAACCGGAACUUCGGUUCCUUCAUCGGCUCAGGCAAUGGUUUUCAGAACGAAAGAGGCAUUUUGUACCAGAGAACGGAGAUUUCCAACAGAGUCAUGCUUUAUCAGGAUCUCUGUAAUAGGAAAACAAAUGCAUUGUGCCGUAAUCAUCAAUCGCGCAAGAUUAUAUCUCUGCAAGCUAGUUUACAGCAUGAACUGAGACAUGAGAGAAGUUUUGGAUGUUUCCUUCAACCGAGAAUGGACUGUAGAAUUAGGUUUAGGAACAGUAUCAAAGAAUGUGGUAAUAGCAAGAUAAACAGAUCUCGUGCUUACUACAAAUCAGAAGAGUCCGAUAUUACUGAAGGAGUUGUAGACUCACUGCCGUCAGCCGAUGGGUCAGCUGAAGCUAUUUUGGUUGAAGGAAAUCUACAGAACGCAUCGCCAUGGUGGCAGCAGUUUCCAAGACGCUGGGUGAUUGUGCUGUUAUGCUUUGCAUCAUUUCUUCUAUGCAAUAUGGACCGUGUGAACAUGAGCAUUGCAAUUCUUCCCAUGUCACAAGAAUUUAGCUGGAACAGUGCAACAGUUGGCUUGAUUCAGUCUUCUUUCUUCUGGGGCUAUUUACUUACUCAGAUCCUGGGAGGUAUAUGGGCAGAUAAGUUUGGCGGGAAGGUGGUUUUGGGUUUUGGUGUUGUCUGGUGGUCAUUUGCCACAAUUAUGACACCUAUUGCUGCCAAACUUGGUCUCCCCUUUUUGCUUGUCGUGCGGGCGUUCAUGGGCAUUGGCGAGGGUGUUGCUAUGCCUGCUAUGAACAACUUGCUUUCUAAAUGGAUCCCUGUCUCAGAGAGAAGCAGAUCGCUUGCACUAGUCUAUAGUGGCAUGUAUCUUGGUUCUGUUACAGGAUUGGGAUUCUCUCCUAUGCUAAUCCACAAGUUCGGAUGGCCAUCUGUUUUCUAUUCGUUUGGAUCCCUUGGAAGUAUAUGGUUUCUGCUAUGGCUAAAAUAUGCCUAUAGCUCUCCUAAGGAUGACCCGGAUCUCAGUGCAGAAGAAAAGAAGAUCAUACUCGGAGGUAGCAAGCCACGGGAACCAGUUACAGUCAUUCCAUGGAAGCUGAUCCUGUCUAAACCCCCUGUCUGGGCUCUCAUAAUUUCCCACUUCUGCCAUAAUUGGGGAACAUUCAUACUUUUGACAUGGAUGCCCACAUAUUACAAUCAGGUCUUGAAGUUCAACCUCACUGAGUCUGGUCUCCUAUGCGUCUUACCAUGGCUUACCAUGGCUGUAUUUGCUAAUAUUGGAGGUUGGAUUGCUGAUACCCUCGUGAGCAGAGGUCUUUCAAUUACAUCCGUUCGGAAGAUCAUGCAAUCAAUUGGUUUUCUGGGUCCUGCCUUCUUCCUGACUCAGCUGAGCCGUGUCAAAACUCCAGCAAUGGCGGUUCUCUGCAUGGCAUGCAGUCAGGGCUCUGAUGCAUUCUCUCAGUCGGGUCUCUACUCUAAUCAUCAAGACAUUGGCCCACGCUACGCUGGUGUUCUCUUAGGACUUUCAAACACCGCAGGUGUCCUCGCUGGUGUCUUUGGCACUGCUGCUACUGGCUACAUCCUCCAACGAGGUUCAUGGGAUGAUGUGUUCAAAGUAGCAGUUGCACUGUAUCUAGUAGGAACUCUGGUCUGGAACUUGUUCGCAACCGGAGAGAAAAUUCUCGACUAG
Messenger RNA from Arabis nemorensis, 1701 nucleotides. Lineage: Eukaryota; Viridiplantae; Streptophyta; Magnoliopsida; Brassicales; Brassicaceae. The record is from the annotation of a GenBank genome assembly.